AUGCCGUUUAAUAAGCGGACAGUUGAACCGAUUAAUUUAAGUCAAGUACAAGUACCAAAUGAUAUUCCAAAUGAACUUGAAUGUGUAACUAAUCAUGCUCUAGCAAAUGUAAUGCGACAAUUAAGUUCAUUAAGUUCUCUUGCACAAGAUUUGUUUAAUGAAUUAAUUACAGAUGCUGGACAUAUAUUUCAACGUACAGAAACAUUACAUGGUCGCAUUGAAAGACCUAAACUUAAAGUAACACAAUUUGAUUCAAAUAUUGAAGAAGUAAUUAUUCAAGAUGUAAAUAAUCGAAAACCAUUUGUCAGUGUGACUCGUAUUGAUCAACAAGUGGUUAAUCGUGCAAUAAUGCUAGAAUCACUUUAUGAACAAGCUGAGCCAGAGCCUGCUCUUCAUUUACUUAAUCCUUAUCGAUUAGUUUUUUUAAACUGA
This is a messenger RNA of Rotaria sp. Silwood2, 432 nucleotides long. The record is from the annotation of a GenBank genome assembly. Lineage: Eukaryota; Metazoa; Rotifera; Eurotatoria; Philodinida; Philodinidae.